GGAAGGUGACGGCGCAGGCCCAGAUGCUGGGAUGGGCCCUACGCUCAUGAUGUUGUGGAUGGCGUACGGCCUCGCGCAAAGAGAAAGACGUGCCUUCUUUAUCGACGACUCACGAUGGGCCUAUGGUGAAUAUGCCGCCAUUUUCAAGCCGCCGCCGAUGCCCGAUUGCAUCCCACCACCACGCCACGAGAUGCUGCCGUGCCCCCAUGCCGCGCGGCAUUUAGUUGUGUCUGCCGCCACGGCGCCCGAGACCUUCGGCGACCGCUUUAGUCGCGAAUACGAGAAUUCUCAUUAUGACAACGUGGAUAGAGAGCGACCAACCUAUAACCUAGCUCGAGCUGGGUACGAGGCUCUAUUCCACCUUAACCAUGAGGACACACCCUACGUAACCGAUCGUGUCAAGCAGCUUAGAGCAAUGGCCGAGACGAAGGAGGGAAGUCGCAGCAACGGAGUGAUCGUCGGCGUACACAUCCGACACGGCGAUUUACACCCGUACGAAUAUCAAUACAACGGGGCGUAUAUCCCUUUGACUAUCUACGCGCAGCGAGCUAAGGAGAUCAUCGAGGAGCACCAUAACUCGAGUGCUCCGCUGGGAAGCGAGGAUGUAGCCGCUAAGAAGCGUUCGUUCUCUAUACUUGCGUCGGAUGACCCCGACGUCUACGAAUCGGAAGAGUUCUCGAGCUCUUUCCGAGCCCAAGAGCAAAUCAAGCUCGCGAGCAAGCAGCACAUACAAAAGGCAAACCCGGACAAGUCGGUGAUGCACAAAUUUGUCGACGAGACGUUCGGUUGGGAGGGCGGUUUCUUUGGGACCAUGUUCUGGAACCUAGGCCGCUCGGCCCUCCAUAGCGCCAACGCGGCUGAAAAGGUCCCGACGUCGCUUAAACCGUCACCAGAGACCGUGCGGCUUCGAGGGCUGAUCGGUCGGGCAUACAUGCUUGAUCUAGCUGUCCUGGGCCAAGCCAGCGACGUCGUCAUAUGCACUAUGAGCGCUAUGGGAUGUCGGCUGCUGGCUGUGAUUAUGGGGUGGGAGAAGGCGAUGGAGGACCGUAAAUGGGUCAACAUCGACGCCGACUACCGGUGGACCGCAUUAUCAUUAUAGCCUACAAGCACUCGGCACGGCGUUCAGGUGUUGAUUUUUUUUAUUCACAGCAAGUUUCCCGCUCCCAGGAACUGGCGCAGCAAGAAUAAAACAAGGAUAUCCUGCAUGUGGCGUACAAUGGAUACAUACCUUUUUUUUUUUUCAAGAUCACGGCGUUGGGUUGGAUGGAUAGGAUAGAAGGCGGACAGCAUGGUUCAUUGUUGAUUCACUCCGGUUCAGCGGCAAAGACGCGGUACAUUUUUUUAUAAAAAAAACUGGAAGCUUUCAAUAGGGGAGAGACAAGGUUGGCGUAUGAUGAAUUACAGAUCAGCGGUUGCGCUUCAUACCCUAGAUAGAAGAAGUACGCGCCUAUCCCAUCCGCAAGGGGGGCAACGAAAGGGACGGAAGGGAGGGGGUUUGAUAUUGAACCGAGAGAAGGCCAACGCCCCCAACGAGGCCAGUGCAAGCCGGAUCGGCUGCAAAUCCGAUUCCUUUUUUUAACGUCGCGAGGGCAUGAACAACUACUAUGUUGCUGGUGACACUUGUUCAUUUUAGACGCUAGUAAGUUUGGUGACACUCCGACCUGGCAAUUGUAAAUGCCAUGCAUAGGGCCUUGUGAUGGCUCAGGUAGGCCGACAGGGAAGUAUGUCGCAGAGGCUUAUUCCCCAGGGCCCGCUGACGAGGUAUGUGGCCGUAGCCUAGUCGGGCUGUCGCUGUUGCGUCACGAGUCUCUCUUUUGUCCCCCCCCCCCCUCCCCCGUGCUGUCUUUGC
This is a messenger RNA of Durotheca rogersii, 1849 nucleotides long. RefSeq lists its product as uncharacterized. Gene Ontology annotation, biological process: protein N-linked glycosylation. Bases 32 to 1099 code for a protein of 355 amino acids. NCBI's taxonomy places the organism in Eukaryota, Fungi, Ascomycota, Sordariomycetes, Xylariales, Xylariaceae. The transcript has 2 exons. The record is from RefSeq and is a predicted model, not a curated record. Gene Ontology annotation, molecular function: alpha-(1->6)-fucosyltransferase activity.